Molecule: messenger RNA, 477 nt
Organism: Drosophila erecta
Lineage: Eukaryota; Metazoa; Arthropoda; Insecta; Diptera; Drosophilidae
Gene: SLIRP2
Product: 28 kDa ribonucleoprotein, chloroplastic
Exons: 1
Coding region: 96-371 (91 amino acids)
Molecular function (GO): mRNA binding
Source: RefSeq, a predicted model, not a curated record
UGGGUUCAACGCAUACGAAUGACGAUCUGCGUCACCUUAAAAUCAGUGCACAAUCAACAGCGGUUUGAAAACAAAAAAUUAAAAGCUACAUAAUCAUGUCCAACGGAUUCGUGCGCAGCAGCUACAAAUUGUUCGUCGGCAACCUGCCGUGGACGAUAAGCAGCAAGGAGCUGCGAACCUACUUCUCGAAAUACGGACACGUGGCCAACGCGGAGGUGGUCUUCGACCGGCAAAUGGGCCUGUCCAAGCACUAUGGCUUCGUGGUGUUCAGCCAGCGGGAUGCCUUCAACAGCGCCAGCAACCAGAACACCCACUUCCUGGAGGGACGGGUGCUCACAGUGCAGCAGGCCAAUGAAAGUCCUCAGAGCUAAUAGAUUAUGAAUUUAUUGAUUUAUUGGUUAGACCGAAAGGAAAGUAUGAGAAAUAUCUGUUAAGCAGCUUAGUUGUACAGAAAUGAAUGGAGCACUUGUUUCAAAA